AUGCUUUUCUUCUAUAGAUUUAUAUCAACCGAGAGCCUUUUGAUGAAUGACCCAGAUGGGAAAAGACUGAACACUUACGUGGUGUCUGCAAGUGUGACUAAUGCCACAGGACGCAUUGAAAACCUAAAAGAAUACGUUGCAGUCACUCUGCACCAUCUAACAACUAAGAAAAAAGACCAGAAUGUCCAGUGUGUCUACUGGGAUUUCAAUAAGAAUGAUGGAUAUGGCGGAUGGAAUCAAAAGGGGUGCUGGACAUAUAAUAGCAGCAAUGAUUACACAACCUGUCUGUGUGACCACAUGACCCACUUUGGAGUGCUGCUGGAUGUAUCCAGAACACCCAUUGAUGAGAAGAAUGAGCGAAUCCUCACUCUUAUUACAUACAUGGGUUGUGGUGUGUCUUCAUGCUUUCUUGGGAUCACAGUGCUAACAUACACCCUUUUAGAGAAGUUAAGAAGAGACUACCCAUCCAAAAUUCUGUUGAAUCUGUCUCUUGCAUUACUGGGACUGAACCUGGUGUUCCUGCUGAACUCCUGGAUUUCUUCUUUUGGCAUCCAUGGCCUGUGCAUUGCUGUAGCAGUGACUUUACACUAUUUCUUACUGACUUCCUUCACCUGGAUGGGCUUGGGGGCUGUGAAUAUGUACUUUGCUUUGGUUAAAGUUUUCAAUGUGUAUGUGCCCUCAUACAUCUUGAAAUUCUGCCUGCUUGGCUGGGGGAUUCCGCUUAUUAUAUGUGGCUUGGUGGUGGCUAUAAAGAGAGAUGCAUAUGGCAUGAACACCAUGAGUGAUUCUCAAAUUACACUGGAUGAUUCGGAAAUGUUCUGCUGGGUGCAAAAUGAUGUGGUUUUCUACGUGUCAGUAGUGAGCUACAUAGCCUUCAUACUACUGUGCAAUGGCUCCAUCUUCUUAGUGGUUCUGAUCCAGAUCCGAAACAUGCAAGUCAAUCAACCGGCAGGCACCCGAAGUGGGAUCUUGAAAGACCUGCGUGCUGUGGUGAGCCUUACCUUCUUAUUGGGUCUCACCUGGUCUGUGGCUUUUCUCGCCUGGGGUCCUGUCAAAGUGUUCUUCCUCUACCUGUUCUCCAUACUGAACAGCCUUCAAGGAUUCUUUAUUUUUGUGUUCCAUUGUCUCAUGAAGGAAAAUGUAUGCAAGCAAUGGAGAAUACAUUUAUGUUGUGGUGCUUUCAAGCUGCAGGAAUACUCUGAAUGGAGCCAAACUGCAACUGUGGUUCCCAAACACAAACCCAAUCCACCAAAUACGUUUCCUUUCAUGGCAUCUGUGAGAUCCAUCAAGUCUAAUUCAACUCAGAGCUCAACGGUUUCCUCAGAGUCCAGCCAACGUCAAAUGACUAUCACAAGACCCGACCUGGGAUUUGUAUAUGAAAACAGUUUGGUAAUACCAAGAGCCAGAGCAGGAUUGACGGUUCUUCCCUAUGAUACAUCUCCUGCCACAGCAAGUGGGCUCGAGUUUCCUUCAAGGCCAUGGAAGAAUGGAUUUGACACAGAUAUCUAUCCCACAUAA
Molecule: messenger RNA, 1518 nt
Organism: Sinocyclocheilus rhinocerous
Lineage: Eukaryota; Metazoa; Chordata; Actinopteri; Cypriniformes; Cyprinidae
Product: G-protein coupled receptor 126-like
Exons: 11
Coding region: 1-1518 (505 amino acids)
Biological process (GO): cell surface receptor signaling pathway; adenylate cyclase-activating G protein-coupled receptor signaling pathway
Cellular component (GO): plasma membrane
Molecular function (GO): G protein-coupled receptor activity
Source: RefSeq, a predicted model, not a curated record